Messenger RNA from Vigna angularis (adzuki bean), 1031 nucleotides. RefSeq names its product vacuolar protein-sorting-associated protein 37 homolog 1. Bases 182 to 733 code for a protein of 183 amino acids. NCBI's taxonomy places the organism in Eukaryota, Viridiplantae, Streptophyta, Magnoliopsida, Fabales, Fabaceae. The record is from RefSeq and is a predicted model, not a curated record. Gene Ontology annotation, cellular component: ESCRT I complex. The transcript is spliced from 7 exons. Gene Ontology annotation, biological process: ubiquitin-dependent protein catabolic process via the multivesicular body sorting pathway; protein targeting to vacuole; protein targeting to membrane.
AAAAAUUCGAAAAAAAAUUAAAAAUUAUAAGAAAUAGGAGAAGAAUAAAUCUUAGUUCCGCGAUAGUGACAACGACAAAGCGCACCGCGUAGCGGAAGUCAUAAGAAAAAGAGACAUUAAUUUCAGAGCUCGCAACCAAACACAGCGCAACCUCGUUUGUUCCGAAGCUUGAAACAGAACCAUGUCCACUAGAUUUCGGGGAUCACAAGAACACCAACAUGGUUCUUCUUCCACCACCCAAGCUGCUGGACUUGUUGCUACUUUCAAGGAUAAAAGUGUUGAUGAGCUGCGGAAGCUUUUAUCUAACAAAGACGCAUAUCAGCAGUUCUUAAAUUCACUGGAGGAGGUCAAGAUUCAAAAUCAUGUGACAGAUGAACUUUGCAAGGAGAAUCUGCAGCUUGCUGACGAAAAUCUACGAAAAGAACCUCGCAUUGUGGAACUCAGUAACCAGUAUAGAAUAAUUUGUACGACUGAGUUAGGUGCUGCUCAAGAGAAACUAAAUGAGCUUUACAGGCAGAAAGAGGAAAUAACGAAGUUGAAUUCCCCACUGUACCUUCUCCAAAGGAUUCAAGAGGCUAUGAAUAAGACAGAUGAGGAAUCCGAAAAUCUGCACCGUCAAUUCCUUGACAGAGAAAUUGACCUUGGAGCCUUUUUGCAGAAAUACAAAAAGCUACGCACCGCUUACCACAGGAAAAGUCUAAUAAAUCUUGCAGCUAAAACAUCAAAUAUAUGAGCAUCGCAUAAGAAUAUCCAGAAUUAGGAAUGUAACUUGUUUGUAGAGCCUGUAAUUGAUUUUCAGUUCAUUCUUGCCAAUAUAGUAGUCCUCUGUCAAUAUUUAAGUAGUUUCAGACCAUCUUAAAAAUAGUACACAAUAUCCUCUUAUUUGGCUCCCGCGUUAUUUUCAUCAAUAAGAUUUUCCAGAGGCUGUGAUGUGAUGUAAUUAUCAUCGUUAUUAUAGGAUCCAACUUGUGUUUUAAGUGUUUGGACAUGUGAAAAUAAUGCGUUGUGCUUUUUCAUAGAGAAAGGUUAAA